Messenger RNA from Serpula lacrymans var. lacrymans S7.9, 549 nucleotides. RefSeq lists its product as uncharacterized. The record is from RefSeq and is a predicted model, not a curated record. The transcript has 2 exons. NCBI's taxonomy places the organism in Eukaryota, Fungi, Basidiomycota, Agaricomycetes, Boletales, Serpulaceae. The coding region runs from base 1 to 549 and encodes 182 amino acids.
AUGAUCGAUCCCACUGAACGUGAGAGCCUGUCUAAUUGCAAUAGCGGUGAGGCUUUCAAGGACAACAACAAUCCAUUCGCCCCCUCAGCGGUCGAUAAUACACACAAUUCAUUAUCAUCCACCGAUACAGAGCCCAGUAGUGACCCAGAGAACUUAAAUAUACGCCCUGUCCAGCUACAAUACACAUCUCAACUCAAGACACAACUCACCGGCACUCCUGCUUCCAAAGUUCGCUUGGUGCUGGAAUACAUGAACAUGCUUGGGCUCAAUCUUCCCUUAUUCUUAAAUUAUCUCAGCUGGGGCGACUACAACUGCAUCACGGACCCCAAGAUCCGCUAUGAAAGGACAGCUCUCAUGGGCACUCGUAAUGCACGUGCAACUGGGGGAAAGGAUGUACUCAAGGUGUUUGCCUUCUCAUGUGUUAGGGAAGCUAUUGAAAGAGAAUUAAGUAGCAUACAGGAGUUAGCAAAGUGCCCGCCCGAAGAUGUCAGUGAAGAGGGUCUUACCAGCCUGCUAAUUGACGACUUGGUCCUCAAACUCGAUAUGUAG